CUGUACCUGCAUGCUUCAGUAAUAAACCAGUCAUUGGUCCGAACGGUUGUUUUACUAGAUACCUCACUGGCGACGACGCGAGAGUACCCACGUAUUUAAAACAAAAUGGCGCAGUCUUAUCUCGGUUCUUUGCCUAAUUUCGAUUACAAAUCCGGAGAGUGGUCUAUUUUUAAGGGGAAAUUAACUCAGUUUUUUAAAGUAAACGCUACUAGUAUUACAGCCGAUAAAAAAUGUGCAGUGUUAAUAACGCAUCUUUCGGACGAUUCGUAUCGCUUGGCACGUAAUCUCGUGUACCCUAGUGAUUUAGAAGCGAAAACGUAUGACGAACUUAUUGCUGUUUUAGAUAAACAUUUUAAAAUUAAAAAGUGUUCAUUUGCUAAUAAGGCGAAGUUCUACAGUGCGACGAAAAAGCCAGACGAGUCUUUAGGAGACUGGGCGGCGCGGCUACGCGGGUUAGCAAGUUUUUGCGACCUGGGCACCGCUCUGGAGACGGUGCUGACGGACCGUUUCGUUCUCGGUCUGGGUUCCGGUCCCGAGCGCGACAAGCUGUUUGAACAAGACGCGGCGACCCUUACGUUCUCCAAGGCGUUGGAGGUCGCAGAGCAAGCGGCUAGUGCUAGGCAAGCCCAGGCGAUGGUAGGCGAAACUGGCAGUAUCGGCAACGUGCCGAUAAAGGAGGAGCCGGUGUUCCGUGCGGCGAGCGCGGCGAGCCCUGGGCGCGGCGGCGCCCGUGGCCGCGCCAGCCGCGGUGGCGGAGCUGGCGCCGGUCGUGCUACGGAUGUCGCAUCGGGUUCCAAAUGGCAUCAACGCGAUGACUUCAAUAGGUGUAAUAUUUGCGGCAUGAAAAACCACAGUGCGGAAACGUGUCGUUACAAAGGUUAUAAGUGCGGCAAGUGUGGUGUUAAGGGACACCUAAAGAAAGUAUGCAAACUAAGAUUUCACAAUAUCCAAGCACAGGGAGGAGAAUCGGAAACUUCUUGCGAGGACUGUGAGGAGUGCGCGCUAUACAAUUUAAGUUACACGAGUGCAACAUUAAAUUAUGUGUUUAUAACGGGCAUAAAAUGA
Molecule: messenger RNA, 1065 nt
Organism: Cydia amplana
Lineage: Eukaryota; Metazoa; Arthropoda; Insecta; Lepidoptera; Tortricidae
Exons: 2
Coding region: 106-1065 (319 amino acids)
Source: RefSeq, a predicted model, not a curated record